Hymenoscyphus albidus is the source of this 1248-nucleotide messenger RNA. NCBI's taxonomy places the organism in Eukaryota, Fungi, Ascomycota, Leotiomycetes, Helotiales, Helotiaceae. The record is from the annotation of a GenBank genome assembly.
AUGCCUCGCGCAAAAAGACCACUCUCCGAGCUCGACCCAAACGCGUCAAAAUCUACUGCCCGCCCGGCGAAACAUGCAAAGAUUACAGACGAGAGAGAAGACUACUCGAAGUUGAAAAAGGCGGAACUGGUCCAAUUGGCUCGAGAUAGGAAUCUGCCAUGUGGUGGUAACAAGGAUGACCUCAAACAGCGACUACAAGAUUGUGAUGAUAAGGAGAACGAUGAAGAGGAUGAUGAGGAAGAAGACGAAGAGGAUGAAGUGAACGAAGAGGAAGAGCAACAAGAGUUGGCAAAAACAGGGGAUUUUUUCAACCAACCGAUCGAUUACACCACGAAAGACAAUAGCAAACUACGCUUCCUCCUCUCUGAUCGCGAAUAUUUUCCUGGCGCAUUACUGAGAGACGGUAUGACCUGCGAAGAAAUGAUCGCUCUCCUUCAACGCACACCCGCGAACUACGAAUCCUUCACCAUAGAAGAAAUUUCUGAGAAGCUGAAAGCUCGGGGCCUAAGACAUGCUAGCGAUUGCGCGAAACAAGUCAAGAUUGACAGAUUGAAACUCAACGAUUUGGUAGAUCGCAAUACAGCAGAUUACAAAGACACGCAACUCUAUGUGAGCCUCGAUGUUUUCAAUAUGAUGAUAGCAAGCGACAUAAAGAAACAAGAAGAAGCGAAAAACACCAAUCCGUUUUCUUCUUGGAGUAUAAAACGGUUACAGAAAUAUCUUACCACCAAUAAACUGUCUCCAAAUGGGAGCAAGGAGGUACUCACAAAACGGGCAGCGAAACACGAUGAGAAAGAAAUGAGCAAAAAAAUAAAAGGACUCCAAGUAAAACGAGACUCAGCCAUAAUCAAACUCGAAGCCAGUAUCGGCCACCCACUAGAGUCUUUUACCAUCUUCAAUGGAAGGGAAAGUCAGUACGAAGGUCUAGACCACCAAAUAUUAUCAAAGGGUAAAAAGCCAGCACAGUCCAAGAAACCCGUCUGCAAUUAUGACUGGAGCGGUUCUCACUGGGCCUCGAGAACAGAGCGAGAGAUCCAAAAGAUAUGCGAGAGGAGGGGUAUGCCAGGGAGGGGUGCGGCCCCGAAAGCUGCGCAGUUGAAGUGGCUUGAUACUGGGGUUGUUGAGUAUGCUGAUUUUUAUGUCGCGGGCUUGACGAUCAUGUGUGAGGAGAGGGGGAUUAAACAUAAGUAUGAGCCGAAGAAAGUGGAUCUUAUUGCGUUACUGGAGGAAGACGAUGAGCGGGAGUGA